Gadus macrocephalus (Pacific cod) is the source of this 1057-nucleotide messenger RNA. Its product is annotated as putative nuclease HARBI1. The transcript is spliced from 3 exons. Lineage: Eukaryota; Metazoa; Chordata; Actinopteri; Gadiformes; Gadidae. Bases 1 to 1023 code for a protein of 340 amino acids. The record is from RefSeq and is a predicted model, not a curated record.
AUGGAAGUUCUUUGGGUGGCAGUUAGGGAGGAAAAUCCACCAAGGCCAUUGAGAGACAGAAUGGAUCCGCUUAUACUCCCUGAUCACAUGUUGAUUAGACAAUAUAGGCUCCCUUGGCCUGCAAUUAUUUAUUUAGCAGAUAUGCUAUCAAAUGACCUGAAAAGGAAAACAAGGCGAUCGUCACCCCUUCCAGUUGUAACGCAAAUUUUGGCUGCCCUGAGAUUUUUUGCCUCUGGGUCUUUUCAAAUGGUGGUGGGGGGCACCCUGGGUGUGAGCCAAUCAUCCGUUAGCCGAGUGGUCAGAGAUGUUACAAAUGCACUCUGUAGAAGAGCACGGCAGUUCAUCAAGUUUCCAGCAACAGACGCAGAAUGCAUUCGAACCAAACAGCAAUUUUUUGAAAUAGCCGGAUUUCCAAAUGUGCUGGGGGCAGUUGAUGGGACACAUAUUGCAAUCAAAGCACCAAAUGAUGAGGAGGAGGCCUUUGUGAACAGGAAAAAUUUCCACUCGAUAAACACACGGGUCAUAUGUGAUGCAACGCUCCGAGUGACAGACCUUGUUGCGAAGUGGCCGGGUAGCACCCACGACUCCUUUGUUCUUAUGAAUUCAGGAACAGGCAUUACAUUUAAUGAGGGAGAAAUGCCCGGUGGUUGGUUGUUAGGAGACAGUGGCUAUGCCUUAAGACCAUGGUUGAUGACACCCAUCCUUCACCCUGCAACAGAGCCAGAUGAGCGCUACAGCCGGGCACAACGAAAAACACGUAGUGUUGUGGAGAGGUGCAUUGGGGUAGUGAAGUCAAGGUUUAGGUGUAUCGACCGUUCUGGUGGAGUGCUCCAGUACACUCCUGAGAGGGCAUGUACAAUUAUUACCUGUGCUUUUAUCCUCCACAACAUCUGCAUUAUGUACCGCUUGCCAAUCCCUGACAUCCCAGAAGAUGAUGACCCCGAGGGAGAUGUCCCAGUCCCUGCCCCAUGUAACACUGGCAUGCAAGUGAGACAAGACCUCAUAAGGAGGAGAUUCAUGUGAAGAAAAACCACAAUAAACAACACAUGAAAACCUC